This is a messenger RNA of Colossoma macropomum (tambaqui), 2320 nucleotides long. Its product is annotated as limbic system-associated membrane protein-like. The transcript has 8 exons. Gene Ontology annotation, cellular component: external side of plasma membrane; membrane raft. Gene Ontology annotation, molecular function: protein tyrosine kinase binding; MHC class II protein binding. Gene Ontology annotation, biological process: positive regulation of ERK1 and ERK2 cascade; interleukin-15-mediated signaling pathway; T cell activation. The record is from RefSeq and is a predicted model, not a curated record. Bases 383 to 1855 code for a protein of 490 amino acids. Lineage: Eukaryota; Metazoa; Chordata; Actinopteri; Characiformes; Serrasalmidae.
GAGCAGAAGAGAGGGAGACAGGAGAAUCCGUGGGUAUCUGCUAAUUCUCUCUCUCUCUCUCUCUCUUUCUUGCAUUUUCCGAUGUGCGUCAGUUAGACCAUAAAUGAACAAAGUCUGUGUCUUUGAAGUCAUGUGACAUAGGCAGAGGAAUCACCUACAGUGCCACAUCCCCCACCCACAUCAUAAUAUACAUACUCAGACCAGAGACUACACACUAUCACAGAGAGAAAGAGAGAGAGAGAGAGAGGUUAUAAGUAAGUGGUUGAGCACUUGGCAGCAGUUGAACAGAGACUUUGGCAAGAAAAAGAAGAAGAAAAAAGAUCUCUUAGGAUAAUUAAAGAAAACACAUUCCACUUCAAAGAAGGACAUAGCACAAUCAAACAUGAAGGUGCAGGUUCUGAUUCUUCUAGCAACAUCCCUGGCUAUCUCAUGCUGCCUGUCUGAGGAGAAGGAGGUGUUUGUGGAGAGCGGCUCAGUGGCAGUGUUGCCAUGUGUGGUGCCCUCCUUCAAUGCACAUUCAUCUGCAGUGCACUGGAAAAAGGCUAUUGGAAACGAGCUGAAGACAGUAUGGCGUAGGGACAGGAGCGGCCUCGAGUUCCGGCCAGUGGGGAGAGGUCCACGUGCUCACUGUCCCCAGCCAAACUUUGGAAAGGGGGAUUACAGUCUUCAUAUUGAGGGAGUAAGGGAGGAGGAUGGAGGGAUGUACUACUGUGUUGUAGAAGGCAACACGGUGAAUGUCAAGGUCAUGCUCCGAGUUGUCAGAGUGUCCUUCAGUCCCGCUGAAGUGGUGGAGGGCAAUGAUCUGACGAUUACCUGCAGCAUCACUCCACAGCCAGGCAGCAUAGUAACGACAUGGGAACUGAAUGGUUCACAGGAGCCCUCUCAGACAUCCAUUCAGAUGUUGAAACGUUCUAAUGUGUCUCAAAAGGAGUCUGGAAUCUGGAGUUGCCUGGUUCGGAGAAGAGCGUCUAGUGAAGUACAGUUAAAAGCAUCUGCAUCACUGCAAGUCAAAGGAAUCUUAAACCCUAAGGGUAAUCCUGCAGUGGCGUAUGCUGAGGUGGGGUCUUCCGUCACCCUGCCCUGCAUCUUCUCUGAUGGGGACAUUUCAGACGCUGCUUGGAAGAAAGUGUCUACUACAACUAGCCUGCCUGUUUCACUCCCUCCAUCUUUCAAGAUUUCCUCCAGCCCUGCAGUCACAAAGUGGGACAAGUCAGCUUACAUUGAGAGCGUGGAGGAGGCAGAUCAAGGCAUGUACAAGUGCUCUGGACAGAUGAAGAGUGCCGAUGGGAAGGGAGUGUCAGUUGAGAGGAACAUUCAGCUGGUCAUUGCUCAAGUUCAGAGAUCAUCCAGAAGUGGUCAAAUGACCUUGACUUGUGACCUAAGUGACACCAAUCAAGUCACACAAUAUGAAUGGCUCCGUUUGGACAACAGUGAAAAUGCUACUCAUACACUGACCCCUCUACAAAAGUCAACAUCAAAGGUCUUUACCAUUCCCAAAGGUGAAACAAACAAUCUGGGUGGAUGGAUGUGUCGUUUCUACAACCAGCAGAGGCUUUUGGGAAAUGUAACUUACCACCAAGAAAUGAUGAGUGCUGUCAAGGGCCAGAAUGAGUCUGGAAGCAGUAAAAAGGUGAUCACUCUGAUAGGACUGAGCUUGCUAUUAAUGCUGGUACUGCUAAUUUUGCUCCAGAUGUACAAGAACCAUCGCAGGAGAAAAAUGGUCAUGCAGUAUCCAGCUAUGGAGACCAUUGUCCACCUGGCCGCAAAUGAACGAGAAAGGAAAGAAAGAUGCAAGGCGAGAGAUAAGGAGCUGAAGGCCAGCUGCAGUGCAGAUAUGACAUUAACAUCUGUGUGAAUUCUUUACUGCUUUUUGAGGAUUUCAUGUUGAGGUUUUGAGGGCUGACUUUUGCUCUGUGUGCAUUAUUAGUGUAUAUAUGAAUAUGUGUGUGUGUUUGUUUGUCACUUGCAGACAACUGUAGCAUGUAAAUAGGCCAUGACUGAGUAAAACUACAAAACUAUUUUUUUAAACGCUGAUCUUUAUGAUAUUGCAUAAACAAACACAAAUAAAAUACUGUAUAUGUAUACAACAAAAAUAAAAAGACUUACAAAAUAAAGUGCAUAAGUCAUUAACCUGUUUUUUUUUAUUUAGACAUGUUUUCCUGUACAGUGUGUAUAGCACAGUAUAUACAAAGUUUAUAUAUUUAUUUUUUAUAAUAAACAAUACACUUUUCUAAUAAAUAAUUAAUAUUUUUAUAUAUGCAUUACAUACACACUACUGUUCAAAUGUUUAAAUCACUUGUUAUAGUCAUAAUUUGUUAUU